This is a messenger RNA of Glossina fuscipes, 1065 nucleotides long. RefSeq names its product protein roadkill-like. Gene Ontology annotation, molecular function: ubiquitin protein ligase binding. The transcript has 8 exons. The coding region runs from base 1 to 1065 and encodes 354 amino acids. Gene Ontology annotation, cellular component: cytoplasm; nucleus. The record is from RefSeq and is a predicted model, not a curated record. Gene Ontology annotation, biological process: regulation of proteolysis; proteasome-mediated ubiquitin-dependent protein catabolic process. NCBI's taxonomy places the organism in Eukaryota, Metazoa, Arthropoda, Insecta, Diptera, Glossinidae.
AUGGAGUUCAAUAGUGCGCCAUCGGUCGCGACCGUGCCUGAAUAUUGGGGUCAUACAAAGGUGAAAAUGAUUAGAUUUAAUUAUAAGUGGACUAUAGACGAUUUUAGUUUUUGGUGCAAGGAAGAGUCUAAAAUUUUACCGUCCCCAACCUUCUUCCCUGAUGACAACGAAGAAUUGAAAUGGUCGUUCCUGAACUUGGAAGUCUUAGCAACAUCGAUUGCAAUAUACCUAGAAUUACUCUCCCCAUCUCUGUUCAACAAACGAAACGGAGUAAACGCCGAAUGUAUGUUGAGCAUUUUAAAUGAGGCAAAAGAGAAAAAAAAUACGAAAACUUUAGGCGUUCAUCAAUAUAUUAAUGGCAGCGACAGUGGCUUUAAAAAUUUUAUAAAUAAAAAUUAUCUCUUAGACGUAGCCAAUGGCUUGCUCCCUAAAGAUAAGCUAACCAUUUUUUGUGAGAUGUGUGUGAAAGCGGAGGUCAUCGAUAUUUCUUCUCAACCACAAACACAACAAUUUAAAUUAUCUGCUUUCAAGUUAAACGAAGAUCUCGGCAAACUAUUUGAUAGUGAGAAAUAUAGUGAUGUCACGGUAGUUGUGGGUGAUCGCAGUUUUCGAGUUCACAAAGCUGUAUUAGCUGCCCGCAGCGAUGUCUUUGCCGCCAUGUUUGAGCACGAAACGAUAGAAUGCAAACUAAAUCGUGUCACUAUAAACGACAUUGAUCCUGAAGUGGUAAUAGAAAUGUUAAGAUUUAUUUACACGAGCGAAGCGCCAAAUUUGGAUAGAAUGGCUGAUGAUUUGUUAGCAGCUGCUGAUAAGUAUGCCUUGGACAAUCUUAAAGUGAUGUGUGCCAAGGCGUUAUGCGCCAAGCUUUCCGUAGAAACCGCCGCCGAAAUCUUAAUAUUAGCUGACCUUCAUAGUAUCGAUCAACUAAAAGCCCAAACCAUACGCUUCAUUCUCACUAAUGCUACCGAUGUUAUGGAAACCCAAGGUUGGCAGAAUAUGAUUAUAAUGCAUCCACAUUUGAUUGCGGAGGCGUUUCGAAGGCUUGUAACAAAACACAACCAAUAA